Penicillium riverlandense is the source of this 2172-nucleotide messenger RNA. RefSeq names its product pre-rRNA-processing protein ESF1. Gene Ontology annotation, cellular component: nucleus. Gene Ontology annotation, biological process: rRNA processing. Lineage: Eukaryota; Fungi; Ascomycota; Eurotiomycetes; Eurotiales; Aspergillaceae. The coding region runs from base 1 to 2172 and encodes 723 amino acids. Gene Ontology annotation, molecular function: RNA binding. The transcript has 2 exons. The record is from RefSeq and is a predicted model, not a curated record.
AUGGCUGGCCAAGACAAAAAAAAGUCAAAGAAUACCGGCGCAAAAGCCGACGCCGGUCCAGUGAUUACCGAUCCUCGAUUUGCCAGUAUCCAAACAGAUCCUCGGUAUCGCCUGCCGAGCAAGCGCCAGACGCAUGUUAAACUCGACAAGCGGUUUGCGCACAUGAUGCGCGACAAGGACUUCUCCAGCAACGCCGCAGUGGACCGGUACGGACGGAAAUUGGCAAAGGAUGAUACCAAGAAGCAGCUUGAGAAAUUUUAUCGUCUUGACGAGGACGAAGAAGAUGAUGAAGAUGAGGCGAAAUUUCUCAGCGCAGACGAUGACGACGAAGUCCAGAAGGAGCUGAAACGGGUCGAGAGCAGACCAUAUGACCCUGCUCGCGACGGUGGAUUUUCCUCGUCUUCUUCUUCGGAGGAUAGUUCUAGUGAAGAUGAGGACGAGGAAGACGAGGAAGCUAUCGACGAGGGGGCCGAACUUGAGUUCCCCGAUAAACAGCAGGCGAAUGUCCCACUGGGUGAUGUCACAGAGCGGAUAGCUGUUGUCAACCUCGAUUGGGAUAAUAUCCGAGCUGAGGACUUGAUGGCGGUGUUUUCAAGCUUUGUGCCUGCCGGAGGACGUGUGUCAAGGGUCGAUGUGUACCCCAGCGAGUUUGGAAAGGAACGAAUGGAGAAGGAAGAAACCGAGGGCCCGCCGAAAGAGAUCUUCGCCUCCAACAACCAAGAGGACGCCGACGAAGAUGAAGACGAAGAACUUGACUCGGAUGAGGAGGAAGAACAAAUUAAAAAGGCUAUGUUGAAGAGUGACUCGGGCGAGGAGUUCAAUUCUACGGAGCUCCGGCGUUACCAGCUCGAACGGUUGCGCUACUUCUACGCCAUUCUCACGUUCUCGUCCAAGGAUGUUGCCAAACACGUCUACGAUCUGGUGGAUGGCGCAGAGUAUUUGUCCAGUGCCAACUUCUUCGACCUCCGUUUCGUGCCUGAGGACACUGACUUCUCGGAUGACAAGCCUCGGGACCGGUGCUCCCGUAUCCCCGAUGGAUACAAGCCCAACGAGUUUGUGACCGAUGCGCUGCAGCACAGCAAGGUCAAAUUGACGUGGGAUGCAGACGACAAGUCCCGGAAGGAAGCUCAAGCGCGUGCGUUCCGAGGUUCGCGGCAAGAAAUUGACGAAAACGACCUCAAAGCCUACCUUGGCAGCGACAGCUCCGAAGAUGAAGACGAAGACGAGGAAGGUGGAGUGGAAGUGGUGGAUAAUACUACGGAGGGAGAUUCCAGCACCAAGCUAUCUAAACGGGAGGCGGAGCGACAACGCAUGCGCGCGUUACUGGGGCUGAGUACGGAGCCUACUCGCUCCUCCAAGUCGAAGGCUCCCGUUGGAGAGAUGGAAGUCACUUUUACUUCGGGGCUUGCUGGAGGUGUUCGGGACGACGGCAUCUUUGAGAACGAACCUGAAAUCGAAGAGAGCACGGUGGACAAAUACGUGCGGAAGGAGCGCGAGCGCAAGAAGCGGAGAAAGGAAAAGCUCAAGGCCGUUAAACGCGGUGAGGAUCCCACGGAGACGGAAGCUGUAGCCGACAAGGACACCCCUGUCACGACCGACGCACCAGAAGCGCACGAGGAAGACCUAGGCUUUAAUGAUCCAUUCUUCGAUGAUCCCGACAGCAAGGCAUCCUCGGCUGCUCGUCGCAAGGAAGAGAAGCGCAAGAAGCGUGCCGAGCGGGCUGCCGAGGAGGCCGCAUCCGCUGCCCAACGGGCCGAGCUGGAGCUGCUCAUGGUGGACGACAAAAAGGCCGAGAUGAAACAUUUCGAUAUGAACGAAAUCGAAAAGGCCGAGAAGCAGGCACGGCGGAAGAAGGGCAAAUCCAAGGGCAAAAGCAAGGAGGUCGCUGCUGCUGCGGACGACUUCAACGUGGAUGUCAGCGAUCCCCGGUUUUCGCGCCUGUUCGAGAGUCACGAGUUCGCCAUCGAUCCCACCAAUCCCCGGUUUAAGGCGACAUCCGGCAUGAAGGCCCUGCUGGAGGAGAGUCGGAAGCGGCGGCGGACCGGGGAUGACGGGGAUGCCGAGGUAGUUGAAAGCAGUGGCAAGACCAAGAAACACAAAGCCAAAAAGGGAGGCGAGACAGAGGAUUUGAAGCGACUGGUGGAUAAGGUCAAGCGGCAGGCUAAGGCAUAG